AAUGAAUCCCUUGUGUGGCUCUGGUCCGUCGAGGUUGACAUGCGGGGUCCUGAUCAAUCAUGGAAUGAGGAAUUUUACCAAGUUCACUGGCUCCAGGCAAAGGCACUACAGGAUCAAUGGAAGAAAGAGCUGAUGUUGAUCCAAUUUGAGAUGGAUUGGACAUGUAACUUUUUCUUGUGGAAAGCAACCCAAUGGGGCGACCAGAUGCAGGAAUCAUUCAUGAAACGACUUCCGGGUCAUGCAUGCUACUCCAGAAGGCAA
Molecule: messenger RNA, 261 nt
Organism: Suillus bovinus
Lineage: Eukaryota; Fungi; Basidiomycota; Agaricomycetes; Boletales; Suillaceae
Exons: 2
Source: RefSeq, a predicted model, not a curated record